This is a messenger RNA of Aphanomyces invadans, 1537 nucleotides long. RefSeq lists its product as hypothetical. The coding region runs from base 36 to 1211 and encodes 391 amino acids. NCBI's taxonomy places the organism in Eukaryota, Oomycota, Saprolegniomycetes, Saprolegniales, Verrucalvaceae. The transcript is spliced from 3 exons. The record is from RefSeq and is a predicted model, not a curated record.
GUGGAGGUGUGCGCGCGAGGGCGUGCUCCAGAAGAAUGAACAAGCUUCUCGCGGAGUACUUGGCCAGUUUAAAGCAGCAACACGCCCACCGUGGUGUACCCGACGCAGAGAGUCAUUUGAUAUUAAAGCAGGAAGAGGCCGCAAAGCGACCGUACUGCGACCCCUCGUUUGGUCAAGUGGAAGUGCUAGUCAUCGGUAUGCUUGCACUCCGUUCGCACCACUCUCAAAAUGGCACAGUGUCGGCGUUGGACGAGUGCACGAUAACGUUGCAAGAACUGGGCAAGUCGGACUUUCUCGAGCCACUAGGUUGGGACUUCCUCCCUUCCCCGGCCGUUCUUGCGACGGUGCAGUGCGUGCUUCUACUGUUCAACCUUGAUGCUGGCAAUGCGCCUCCGUCAGUGGUGUGGUCAGGGGUGUGGGCCGCGUGGAUUGUCAAGAACAUCGACACCCACAUAGGCGGGUGGGAAUGGCUCGCAUCAAACGAACCGGUGGGACUAUUCACCAAGCCGUACGAGCUAUGCACGGCCCACCUUCGAACCAUUCAGACUCUCCAUCUUCCAUCGACGUAUGCCGUUCCCGACGAUGAUCCGUCGUGGCAGCGCAUGCCUGCUUACCUCUGCUUGCGUAACUGGGUCGCGGCUGCCGUGGCGUACUUGAACAUGAAGACCCACUGCAUCUCUUCCUUCCCGCUCCAUGGAUACGUCACGACCGUCACGGCGCCGCCAAAGCGCACGCCCAAGGAGAACGUGUGGUUCUCAACGCUUACGGACGAACACGUCCCGAUCUACUACAACCGACACCUCAAGACCCUCGCGCUGGACAAACCACUUGACUUUGACGGAGCAAACAUUGUCGUGCCCCGCACGAUUGAAGCGCUCAUGAUGGAGAUGCUGAUGGGGGACCCCAUACUCCGCGCAGACGUCGAAGCAAGGCGAGUCCAAAUGGACAUUGACUUGGACAAGGACAACGAGUGGAUCGAGUGUGUGGACGCGACGACAAGUUCACGAUUCUACUAUAGCUUCCAGCGGUUCAAGCUGGCGUACAUGCGACCGGCGUCCAAGAAUAUUGUGGCGGCAGACAAGAGCGUGGCGUUUCGGUGUGUCCUGCGCAUUCAGUCGGCGUAUCGUCGUCGGCAAGCGAUGCAGUUUGUGAAUCAAAAGCGGCAAAAGACGCGCAAGUUGCCUCGGUUCACGUCACGGAACUUCUUCUAAAAAUUCCAUUCAUGAACAAACAUGGUGGUUCCUACUCUGUCUUCUUGGACUCCACGGCGAGCGCUUCUUUGGCCAGCCAGUUGCGGCGCACGACGAGGCUCCACAGCAAGCACGGAACAAACGGUGCAAACACAAUGUAGAACCCCUCGACGGCGUCGGUGUAGCGUUGGAUCACGAGGAGCCCGAGAAAGAUGACCGUACACAAGCCAUACACCCCCGAGACAAAGUUGUAAUUGAUGCUGUCGACUGGAGAGAAGAUAUUGCCCAUGUUGUGACGGAGAGACGAGCGGCGGCGCAGACGGCGGACGGCUCGGCUGCGAUUUCUG